AUGUUGCGUGCCCUGACGCUGUCGCGCUUUAGCAACGUCAAGUGUCGCGCUUUAGUGCCGUCAGCUUCGCAGUGCGCGGCCUCCAGCCUCUUCCUGCUCCUGCUCCUUCUGCACCCUGCCCGGGGUGUGGCAGUGGCCCACAGACACCCCGACAUUAAGGGGGUCUCCAUGAGCCGUGACGUAGCCUGUGGCCAGCGUCACGUGCAGGGAAAGAUCAUCGGGGGCAUGGAUGCCCCUGAGAAGAAGUGGCCAUGGCAGGUCAGCGUGCACUACUCGGGCUUCCACAUCUGUGGCGGGUCCAUCAUCCAUGAGUACUGGAUCCUGUCGGCUGCCCACUGCUUCAGCAAGAACAUGGACAGUGCAGUGUUUGAUAUGUAUGUGGGCCUUGUAAAUCUCAAGGUUGCAGGCCGUCACACCCAGUGGUUUGAGGUGAAUAAGGUGAUCCUGCAUCCCACAUAUGAAAUGUACCACCCUAUUGGAGGUGACGUCGCUCUGGUGCAGCUGAAAACCCGCAUUGUAUUUUCUGACUCUGUACUCCCCGUCUGCAUUGCACCCCCAGACGUGAACCUUCAAAACCUCACCUGCUGGGCUACAGGAUGGGGACUCAGCUCCCGAAAAGGUAAGAGAACAAACGAACUACAAGAGGCACAGCUGCCUCUGAUCCCAUUGCGUCUGUGUCAGCGGCUAUAUGGAUACACAUCGUAUCUUCUGCCGGACAUGAUGUGUGCUGGGGACCUCAGCAAUGUGAAGACUGCAUGUGAGGGUGACUCUGGGGGCCCACUCGUCUGUGAAUUCAACCGUGUCUGGGUGCAAAUUGGAAUAGUGAGCUGGGGCCGUGGUUGUGAGUUCCCUAUGUAUCCUGCAGUUUAUGCCCGAGUCUCCUAUUUCUCAACAUGGAUCCGUUAUCACAUAGAACACACCCCCCCACCUCCUCAGCCUCUCCCUGCCCUCUCCUCCUCUCUAGGGGCCACCGUCCUUGUGACCAUGCUGGCUGUCCUGCCAAUGCUGUGA
Rhinolophus ferrumequinum (greater horseshoe bat) is the source of this 1011-nucleotide messenger RNA. It is a transcript of the gene PRSS38, whose product is annotated as serine protease 38. NCBI's taxonomy places the organism in Eukaryota, Metazoa, Chordata, Mammalia, Chiroptera, Rhinolophidae. Gene Ontology annotation, biological process: proteolysis. The record is from RefSeq and is a predicted model, not a curated record. Bases 1 to 1011 code for a protein of 336 amino acids. The transcript has 7 exons. Gene Ontology annotation, molecular function: serine-type endopeptidase activity.